Messenger RNA from Penaeus monodon (black tiger shrimp), 1071 nucleotides. RefSeq lists its product as uncharacterized. Lineage: Eukaryota; Metazoa; Arthropoda; Malacostraca; Decapoda; Penaeidae. The record is from RefSeq and is a predicted model, not a curated record. The coding region runs from base 1 to 1071 and encodes 356 amino acids. The transcript is spliced from 5 exons. Gene Ontology annotation, molecular function: protein binding.
AUGUGUUACAGCCUUUCGGGCCCACCUAGCUUUAGCCCGUUCUCCUGUGUUGCAGAGGUGCUCGAGUAUUGCAGCGUGUUGGGCAUCGACGCCGAGCGGGAGCCUCAUCUCGUGCCCCUCGCCCGCACGGCGCUCCUGCAGCCGCUGCCUAAGCCCUGGGCACCUGUCGAGGACCCCCGAGUGGGCGUGUACUUCUUCAACCAGGCGACGGGCGGCAGUUCGUGGGCGCACCCCGUCGACGACAUCGUCCGCGCCCUCAUCGCCAAGGAGAGAGCCAAGGGCGCCGCCGCCCACGCUGCUGCUGGGGCCGGAACUGCCAGCGCCGCCUUCUGCAGCGCCCACGCCAACGCUGCCGGCAAGGGGAGCUGCACAGACUCGUGCAUCGAGGACCUGGUGACGGACGAGGACGUCCUGGUGUCGGAGUUCCUGCGGGAGGCGAGCCAGGCCGACCACGCCCCCUCCUCCUCCUCCUCCUCCGACGCCGACGCCGCCUCCGACUACGCGGCCGCGGCCCCUGCCUUGGGCGAGGCCUUCGGCAGGAGCCUCCCUCGGCCUGCGUCGGCCCCCCCCCCGGGCGGCCGCCAUGGCAGCGCGGCGGGGCGCAGCGACGACGACGACGCCACGCCCAGCGAGGACGACCUCGAGGACGUCAGCGAGGGCAGCGGCGGCAGCGUGAUCGUCGACCGGAGGGGCGCCGCGGACCCGCACGGCCUCGCCGACGCCCUCAGAGGCAGCCGCUCGCGCGCGCUCGGGAAGCACAGCGACGCCGAGCCGCCCGCCAUGCUGGGCGGCAGAGGCCUUGGGCGGGCGCCCCUGGGCCCGCCGCCCCUCGCCCACCCGCCGCUGGGGGGGCCCGCGCCCCUGGGUAGCAUCGGGUCCAUGGGCGGAGGCAGGAUUCCCCCGCUGGGAGGCCAGCACACGCCCCUGGCGCCCAUCGCGGCGGCCGGGCGCAGCGGCCCCCACGCCGCCCAGCUGCUUGCAUUAUGUGCGGAGAAAAUCCUAAAUAUGCGCCUAAAUAUGGUGCUUCCACAGCCUUUUAAAAGUAAUGGUCGAAGGCGGAGUUAUCAAUGA